Nestor notabilis (Kea) is the source of this 384-nucleotide messenger RNA. RefSeq names its product fatty acid binding protein 1, liver (gene FABP1). Gene Ontology annotation, molecular function: fatty acid binding. The coding region runs from base 1 to 384 and encodes 127 amino acids. NCBI's taxonomy places the organism in Eukaryota, Metazoa, Chordata, Aves, Psittaciformes, Psittacidae. Gene Ontology annotation, biological process: fatty acid transport. Gene Ontology annotation, cellular component: nucleus; cytosol. The record is from RefSeq and is a predicted model, not a curated record. The transcript is spliced from 4 exons.
AUGAGCUUCACUGGAAAGUAUGAACUCCAGUCCCAGGAAAACUUUGAGCCCUUUAUGAAAGCCAUAGGGCUUCCCGAUGAACAGAUCCAGAAGGGAAAGGAUAUCAAGGGCACCUCAGAAAUCGUGCAGGAUGGGAAGAAGUUCAAGGUCACAGUGACAACCGGCUCCAAAGUGCUGCAUCACGAGUUCACCAUUGGGGAGGAGUGCGAGAUGGAGAUGCCGUCAGGGGAGAAAAUCAAGACUGUUGUUCAGAUGGAGGGUAACAACAGACUGAUUACAAACCUGAAAGGGAUCAAAUCUGUCACUGAACUCAACGGAGACACCAUCACCCAUACUAUGACCACUGGAGACAUCACCUACAAGAGGAUCAGCAAGAGAAUCUAG